This is a messenger RNA of Metschnikowia bicuspidata var. bicuspidata NRRL YB-4993, 1440 nucleotides long. RefSeq lists its product as uncharacterized. The transcript is spliced from 2 exons. Lineage: Eukaryota; Fungi; Ascomycota; Pichiomycetes; Serinales; Metschnikowiaceae. The coding region runs from base 1 to 1440 and encodes 479 amino acids. The record is from RefSeq and is a predicted model, not a curated record. Gene Ontology annotation, molecular function: 2 iron, 2 sulfur cluster binding; iron ion binding.
AUGUCUGAUCCACACACUUUGCCAGCCUCAUGGUGGACUUCAGAAAAAAUCUUCGAGUUGGAAAAAAGAGCUGUGUUUUACAAGUCGUGGAUAUUCUGCAUGCAUGCCUCCAGAUUUAAGAACACUGGUGAGUAUUUCCAAUUCAAUGUCGCCGGAAUUCUGUUUUUUCUUCUCAAGGCCAAAGAUGGUUCCAUUAAAGCAUUUCAUAACAUAUGUCGGCACAGAGCAUAUCCUAUUGUCAAGAAAGAUCGAGGCACAUCAGCUGUGUUGAUGUGCAAAUAUCAUGGCUGGACAUACAAUUCUGAUGGUAUAUUGGUUAAAGCUCCAUUUUUCGAUAACGUUGCCGGAUUUAAGAAAAGCGAGAACUCACUAUUCCCCAUUCACACUCAUGUCACGCGUCAAGGUUUGGUAUAUGUGAAUUUUUGCAAUGACAUUGAGCAGUUAAUACCUUUUGACGACUUCUUUAGGGGAAUUUCGCAUGAAUUAGAUGAGUUUGACUUCCCUGACUACGACUACAACAUGUCUUAUGAACUUAAGGGUGAUUUCAACUGGAAAACUUUAAUGGACGGAUACCAAGAGUGCUACCAUUGUCCGACCGCUCAUCCUGGUUUGAACUCAGCUUUCAGGAUGGAAACUUACGAAGUGGUACCAAGGACCAGAUAUUGUCGCCACUAUGCCGAGAUAGUGAGGAAUCCAGACAAAGAGAAGCCAGAAAGGUCCGCAAAGAAAAGUUUACCCUGGUUUUCCUUCGGAAGAAAACAGAAAGUAAAAAUCGAAACCAAGAAAAACCCAGGUGGUGAAUUCAACGGCUUGUGGUUGUACUGCUUUCCAGCUUCGGGUAUCAAUUGCUAUUCCCCAGCAUGGUACUCCAUCCGUGUUUUGCCUAUUGGUCCAACUGAGACAAUUUUACAUUAUGAUAUUUACACAAAAAAGGGGCUCCCUAAGGCUCAGGCCAAAGAGUUUAUUGACUUCUUGCAAUUGGUUGAAUUAGAAGACUUCAACUUAUGUACUUUGACGCAGAAAAAUUUGAACCAGGGUAUCUACAAUAAGGGAUUUUUGCACCCACUGAAGGAAAGGGGCGUUUUGUACUACCAGGGCUUGGUGAGAGACAUGGUUAAAAUGCAUACUGAGUUGGAGGAAAAGAGGAAGGAGAUUGUGAACCCUGCUAACUUACGCGCUUUGGCAUUGUCAAAAAACUACUUUCACGCAAUAUUCCACGAAGGACUGUUGCACCCACCUGUUCAGUCGCGCCUAUCACGAGGUGCUACGGCAACGCCCUUCCCCUCUCUUGGGUUGGACCUGCUCUUAUCACGGGAACCUUAUAGUCACUCCAUGGCUUGCAUGCAGUCGGACCGCGGGCCACAUCCUCGAGGGAUCAGUGUGGAGUCGGACCUGGAAAAUAAAAGGUUUGACCCGGCUUUUUCCGUACUUUCCGUGUAA